Molecule: messenger RNA, 531 nt
Organism: Lentinula edodes (shiitake mushroom)
Lineage: Eukaryota; Fungi; Basidiomycota; Agaricomycetes; Agaricales; Omphalotaceae
Exons: 1
Source: RefSeq, a predicted model, not a curated record
AUGAAUGGCAAACUCACUUUCAAAUUUCCACCUCCUCCUAUUUCCAGGUCUCAUAUGGCUGGUGUUAUUGAUAAAUGGUGUAAGUCUAGCACUGCUGUACAUUUUGAAGAGGCAGGUUGUGCUGUAUGUGGGCAGCUUACUUUGUGCACUGAUCUUUCAGCUCUCAAGAAUAUGAAAAAUUACCUGCAUUUACUAGAAGCUCAAUCUGUUACCCGGGCUUUCAGAAAUUCUCCAAAUGAGCCAAUUUCAGACAUUAAAGGCCCAGUAUUAGACAAAUCAGCUGGUGAUAGAAUUUGCAAUAAUUGUCGUUCUUCUUUGAGGUCUGGAAAUGUACCCAAGCUAGCAUUAUGUAAAGGUCUUUGGUUGGGUGAUAUUCCAGAUGAACUUAAAAACUUGACUUUCUAUGAAAAAAUGUUGAUUGCAAGAGUCCGUCAUACUAAAUGUUUUGUCAGAGUUCAAAAAGGUUCCACUAAUUAUUCCAAAUUAGUGUCCAAUGUCAUAGCAUUUGAGAAUCCCAUUCCCAAAAUAUAU